GGCUGCGCGUGGCCUGCUGGGAGCGGGCCGGUGCCAAUGGUCGUCCGCGGCAGGGCGGGGAGGGCGGCCGAGUGAGCGCCCUUCCCUGCCGCCUCGUCCUCGUCCAUUCAUUGCGGCCGCCGCCAUGGAGGCGCUGAUCCCGGUCAUCAACAAGCUGCAGGACGUCUUCAACACGGUGGGCGCCGACAUCAUCCAGUUGCCGCAGAUCGUGGUGGUCGGGACGCAGAGCAGUGGGAAAAGUUCUGUGCUGGAAAGCCUGGUGGGAAGAGAUCUACUCCCAAGAGGAACGGGAAUUGUCACCCGGCGACCUCUCAUCCUGCAGCUGGUGCAUGUGUCAGCCGAGGACCGUCGGAAAACAGCUGGAGAUGAAAAUGACCCUGCAACCUGGAAACAUUCAAGGCACCUUUCUAAAGGGGUUGAUGCUGAAGAAUGGGGAAAAUUUCUUCACACCAAAAACAAGCUGUACACUGACUUUGAUGAAAUUAGGCAAGAAAUAGAGAGUGAAACUGAAAGGAUUUCAGGAAAUAAUAAGGGGAUCAGCCCUGAGCCCAUCCACCUAAAGAUUUUUUCGCCAAACGUCGUCAACUUGACACUGGUAGAUUUGCCAGGAAUGACAAAGGUACCAGUGGGUGACCAGCCAAAGGAUAUCGAACUUCAAAUCCGGGAAUUGAUCCUCAGAUUCAUUAGUAACCCCAAUUCAAUUAUUUUAGCAGUCACUGCUGCCAAUACAGACAUGGCCACUUCUGAGGCACUUAAAAUAGCACGGGAGGUGGAUCCAGAUGGGCGGCGCACCCUCGCUGUUAUCACCAAGCUGGAUCUCAUGGACGCUGGUACCGAUGCUAUGGAUGUGCUUAUGGGGAGAGUGAUACCUGUGAAACUUGGCAUCAUUGGCGUGGUGAACAGGAGUCAAUUAGAUAUUAACAAUAAGAAGAGUGUGGCUGAUUCAAUUCGUGAUGAAUAUGCUUUUCUCCAGAAGAAAUAUCCCUCCUUAGCCAACCGGAAUGGAACAAAGUACCUUGCGAGGACUCUUAAUAGGCUACUCAUGCAUCACAUCCGGGAUUGCUUGCCAGAACUGAAGACCAGAAUCAACGUUUUAGCAGCUCAGUACCAAUCUCUUCUCAACAGCUAUGGGGAGCCUGUUGAUGACAAAAGUGCCACGUUACUGCAGCUUAUUACCAAAUUUGCCACCGAAUAUUGCAACACCAUUGAAGGGACGGCAAAAUACAUUGAGACUUCAGAACUGUGUGGCGGAGCUAGAAUUUGUUAUAUUUUUCACGAGACCUUUGGGCGCACCUUAGAAUCUGUUGAUCCGCUCGGGGGCCUUAAUACCAUCGACAUCUUGACAGCCAUUAGAAAUGCUACUGGUCCGCGUCCUGCCUUGUUCGUGCCUGAAGUUUCGUUCGAACUGCUAGUGAAACGGCAAAUCAAACGCCUGGAAGAGCCCAGCUUGCGGUGCGUGGAGCUUGUUCAUGAAGAAAUGCAGAGGAUCAUUCAGCAUUGUAGCAAUUACAGCACACAGGAGUUGCUGAGGUUCCCAAAACUCCACGACGCCAUUGUUGAAGUUGUGACCAGUCUCCUGCGCCGGAGGCUACCAAUAACAAAUGAAAUGGUUCACAAUCUGGUAGCGAUUGAGCUGGCCUACAUCAACACUAAGCACCCCGACUUUGCUGAUGCCUGCGGGCUAAUGAACAACAACAUAGAGGAGCAAAGGCGGAACAGGCUGGCCAGAGAGGUGCCGUCUGCCGCAUCUCGAGACAAGUCUACUAAGCCUCCUGGUGUUUUGGCACCAUCCUCCCAGGAGACCUCUGCUGCUGAUCCUGCCGAGGUUGAUGGCAAGGGUGAUCCCCGUGAGCCGAUAUUCUGCACGCUGGUGCCCCAAAUUACAAUGUACUAUAUUAAUGAUGAAUUAAAGAUGCUCCCUUCUGUGGGAGACGGAAAUCCAGAAUCUGGAACAGGGAACUGGAGAGGAAUGCUGAAAACUUCCAAAGCAGAGGAGAUAUUAGCGGAGGAGAAAUCCAAACCGCUGCCCAUCCUACCAGCUAGCCCUCUGAAAGGGCAUGCGGUGAAUUUGCUGGACGUGCCCGUCCCAGUCGCACGGAAACUUUCGGCCCGUGAGCAACGAGACUGUGAGGUGAUCGAGCGCCUGAUCAAAUCCUACUUCCUGAUUGUAAGGAAAAAUAUCCAAGACAGCGUGCCAAAGGCAGUGAUGCAUUUCCUGGUUAAUCAUGUGAAAGACACUCUCCAGAGUGAGCUGGUCGGACAGCUGUACAAAGCCUUAUUGCUGGAUGACCUCUUGACCGAAUCGGAGGACAUGGCUCAGCGUCGAAAGGAGGCCGCUGACAUGUUGCAGGCCUUGCAACGAGCCAGUCAAAUUAUAGCUGAGAUUCGGGAGACACACCUCUGGUGAAAGGUUCCCUCUGUCUGAGUGAAGAAGCUGAUGACUUGAACAUUGCUAGGCAUUACAUUCUUAUGAACUCCUAUACGUACUGCAGUAUAUAUAUCAGUUUGCUCAUGUAAGGACACAGUUUGGUUUGGCUUCCUAUGGACGGAAAAGUGUGCUUGACGGUGCAAAACACGGCCCAUGUAAUACACAGAAACACAUUUUCUUACCAGUUUCCUGGUGCAGACAAGUCUGUUAUCCUGUAAGGGGACUGAACUAAACUUGGGCAAAGAACCAUGUGAAAAAUUCCAGUGCCUGGCUUGUCAAACGAGUUGCCAUGAGUAGAAUGAACAGCGUAGCAUUGUGAUAAUAGUGUCUUUCAGCUGCUUCUGCAAUAUAGGCUUUAAAACCAUGAAGAAAGGACACGACAGCCAUUUUCUUUCCUAUAAGUGGAACUGCAUGUCUCAUCCAGAUAAGUGGCACAGUAGAAUCACUGCCUUAUAACUACGUGUUGUAUACCCCUGUGUUUCAGAACAAAAAUAUAUGGCUAAUGUUCAGACGCAUUAAUGUCUCCCCACAGGUUAGAUGUGCCUGGAACAUUUCACAAGUAGAGAUUUUACCAAGAGAUACUGCCAGUUAAGGAGCUGGCAUGCUACUGGUAGGGAGAAAGGUGAAGUGUAAAAGUCCCUUUUUUCUGCUGCCCUCCCCCCCGCCCCCUUUCCACUGGGACCAAGACCACUGGAUCAACCAGAGUUCCAGAAUACGAAAAGGACAGCUGCAGGACUGGGAUUGAUCAUUGCUGUCACAUAAUUGUAGGAAGACGUAAAGAAUGUUAGCCCAGAAUGAAGUUAAAGGCAGCUGUCUAUCAGAGACCACUUUAAUUCACAACACUUUCAUAUGCUGUCAGAUUUUUGGGGGAGGGGGUCCUGCUUAGCUAACUUCAUUGUGACUGUUGCAUUUACAGUGCUGGAUUAUUAUGUACCAUAAGCAGUUGUGACAGGACAGCCUUGUAGAACACAAUAAGGGCGGUUCUUUUCAGAAAUACACGUAAUGUCCUUUGCUUAGCUUGUCCUGAGCUGUGCAAAUUAGGGGAGAUGGGCUGACGUAGACUUGACUUUUGGGGGUCUGGCAAACAUGUGGGACAAGGUGGGUUGCAUUUUCUGAACUUAGUAGAAACAAAUGCAGUGCGUUCUGAGUGGCAAAGUUUGUCCCUCUGAUGUCGCCUCAAUGACACUUUUUGGUGUUCACAGAGACUUGCAAACACCACUUGUGGGUUUCUGCUUUGAACUCGUCUUUAAGCUGUUAUGCUGUUCUUGGUCUCUUAUCUUACCUACUUCCCCCAAUGAAAUAUUUAACACUGUAUGUGACCAAAGCAGUUGUAUGCACCCACCAGUCGUCUCUCACCAGCAAUCACAUUCUUGAGGUACUAGUGCUUAUGAGCUGUUGAAAAAGUUGGUUUUCUUUAUUCCUUGCAUAAAAGGUUAAUAAGCUUUUAAGGAAGACUUUUUAUGGAAGUGUUGAAAACCUUUCCACUUUUUAAUCAGUCGGAUGGAAAUUCACUUUUUUAGCAGCUGCUUGUCCUUAAAAGAGCAACAGUGGUAAACGUGGCGGGGCAAAUGGGAAUGCGGCAGGAUCUAUGUGGAUGUCAAAUUGCUACAGGGCACUGUUAGGACUGCCAUAAAGAGAAAAUGUAGAAAUCUUUUGAAUAUAGAAACAACUUGACUUGUCUGAUCAGUUCCAAAAGUUUUCAUCAUUCCCAUGUACUAGGUGAUGCAACUAGGCAUUGGAGCUCUGUGGGAGGCAGCUUACCCAUGUCUCAUGUCAUCUGUCUGUUAAACAUGAAUUUGAAGCACGUGCUUCAGAGGGCAAACAUUUAGUAACCAUAGUCACAGGGCUAAAUUGGACUUCAUUAAAGGAAAAUUAAUCUACUUGAUCCUUCGGGUUUUAAAGGCGAGCCAAUUUUUACUGCAGUACCCAGUUCUCGAGGGCUGUGGUCGAAAAUCCAAACUUCUGCUUUGGAAUUCGCUGGUAGCUCUCCUAGUCUUCCUCCAACUACUGUUAGUAGUUAUAAGUAGUCCUGGACAAAUACAUACAUCUCUGAAAUGGUACCAAAUAAUGGGCUGCCUCUGCUGCUUCUACUAUUGCUUGUACGGAGGGAACAAGACACUCCGUUUCUAUGAAGCUGGCAUGCUGUGUCUGGUUAUGCACUUUUGGAUCAUCAGGGUCUGACUACGGUUGGAUUUACAAUUCUAAGAGAACAAAUGUCUACUCUCCCUUGUAGCUGUACUCCCCACCCCACCCCCGGUCAUCCUGUAUACAGUGCAAUUUAUAAUAAGCAAAUACUGGUAAGGAUAUUGAAGACUCUAAAUUCUGAAGUUUAGACAUUUGACAACAGAGUAUGUAUGCAGUUACAAUUGUAAAUAAAACAAUGUGUGAAAGCGGCACCGUUUUACAUUAAUAAACCACCUUUGAAAUGA
Messenger RNA from Sphaerodactylus townsendi, 4857 nucleotides. It is a transcript of the gene DNM1L, whose product is annotated as dynamin 1 like. The coding region runs from base 125 to 2407 and encodes 760 amino acids. The record is from RefSeq and is a predicted model, not a curated record. Gene Ontology annotation, biological process: mitochondrial fission; mitochondrial fragmentation involved in apoptotic process. The transcript is spliced from 21 exons. Lineage: Eukaryota; Metazoa; Chordata; Lepidosauria; Squamata; Sphaerodactylidae. Gene Ontology annotation, cellular component: mitochondrion; microtubule; cytoplasm. Gene Ontology annotation, molecular function: microtubule binding; GTPase activity; GTP binding.